AUGGCUGCUCUUGAAGACAGGUUCAGAGAUGACUUAGAGAAAGUAAGAAAAUGGAGGUCUGCUUUGUUUGAAGCUGCUAGCUUAUCAUCAGCAUGGCUUUUUGAAAAUGUUACGCAUGUUAGCUAUGCAUUUGUUAUGCUGCCUCCCAAACGCUUCCAUAGCACUGAUUACACGGUUGGACUUGAGCCUCACAUAGAAAAAGUGAUGUCCCUUGUAAAUAAAUAUGAUGAUAGUGUUUGUAUGUUGGGGAUUUAUGGAACUGGAGGGAAAGGCAAAAAAACUCUUGCAAAGGCUGUUUACAAUUCAAUCUUCUACCAAUUUGAAGGUUCAUGCUUUUUGUUUGAUAUUAGAGAAGAAUCAAACAAAUACAAGGGCAUUGUUCUUCUUCAACAGUCACUUCUAUCGGAAAUUCUUGAGGAAAAGAAGAUGACUUUUAGUAGUAUUGAUGACGGAAUAUCUAGAAUAAAACACAGACUCUCUCACAAAAAAGUUCUGUUAGUUCUUGAUGAUGAUGACAUUGAACAAUUAGAACAACUUGCAGGCAGAAUAUUAGAAGCUUGUGAUUAUGGAGCAAGAUUUUAUAUUGAAGUUCUUGCGGAAAAGUCUCUAAUAACUAUUAGUGAUAAUGGUCGCCUGGACAUGCAUGAUUUAAUACAACAAAUGGGAAAGCAAAUUGUUAGAAAGGAGACAAAGUCAGAUCUUGGUAAACGAAGUAGAUUAUGGUAUUACAAAGAUGUGCUCAAAGUAUUGCCAGAAAAUUUGAAGUUUGAACAUGUGACACAUAUGGAUUUCUCACAUUGUGAAUUUAUAACUGAAGUACCUGAUAUGUCUCAGUUCCAAAGCCUAAGAAGAUUUUUGUUUCAAGGGUGUCGCAAUCUGCUCAAAGUUCAUGAUUCAGCGGGCCGGGAUCUCUCUCCAGGUUGGUUCGAUUAG
Molecule: messenger RNA, 933 nt
Organism: Neltuma alba
Lineage: Eukaryota; Viridiplantae; Streptophyta; Magnoliopsida; Fabales; Fabaceae
Product: TMV resistance protein N-like
Exons: 4
Coding region: 1-933 (310 amino acids)
Biological process (GO): defense response
Molecular function (GO): ADP binding
Source: RefSeq, a predicted model, not a curated record